Molecule: messenger RNA, 3344 nt
Organism: Amphiprion ocellaris (clown anemonefish)
Lineage: Eukaryota; Metazoa; Chordata; Actinopteri; Pomacentridae
Product: 5-hydroxytryptamine receptor 3A-like
Exons: 12
Coding region: 788-2275 (495 amino acids)
Biological process (GO): signal transduction; nervous system process; regulation of membrane potential
Cellular component (GO): membrane; neuron projection; synapse
Molecular function (GO): extracellular ligand-gated monoatomic ion channel activity; transmembrane signaling receptor activity; neurotransmitter receptor activity
Source: RefSeq, a predicted model, not a curated record
UAUUCCUGAAGCUCACUCAGUGCUACUGGCUGCUUUGAUGUCCACUGCAGGGUGGAUGUGAGUAGAAACACUCCUGAAGUAGUAUGCAGACGCCACAAGCUUCAACAUUCCUUUCAAUUUUUGCAUGGACAACGUUGGACGCCAUGCAGUUGUAGCAAUUCUGAACCUUCCGUGGGAUUAAAAGUCUCUUAGUUGGAUCAGUUCCUACAUUAGAAAAUAUAACCUACCUUCUUCUUUGGGGAAACAACAGUAAAAAAGUGUCUAGAAUCUGGAGGUAAGUGAGGAUUUUGUUGAGCAUAUUUAACCAUCAAGGCUAAACUUUGUAAUGUCUUAUGUGUGCAUAGUGAGUUUAAGCACAGUUUUUAUAGUAAAAUGGAAAUACAUUCAUGAAUACAGUCAGUUUCUGAGGCAAGAAAGUAAAUUUUCCUUUGAAAGUAUGACAUCAUACCUGAGAUUUGCUGUAUAUUUACUGUUAGGAAAUCUUGUAGCCUGUUAAGCAUUGAACUAAAUUCUGAUGCAACUCCUACAUACAUACAUGUAUAUAUACAUAUGCAUCAGUAGUGGAAGUGAGAAUUAAGCAGCUGUUGGUUUAAUAGGAAAGCUGAUCUGCCCACAGUCCAUUAAGUGGUGGGUUUGCUGACGUUUCCUGGCAGCUUUGUUCCAUCAGGGACUUUUUAUAUGGUCGAUCAUCACAUUUGCCCUGCCCUGCUCCACUGGUAUAAAGUACAUGAGGAAACAUCUCUGCACAGCACAGAGACAACAGGACGCUCACUGACCUCCCACAGCCAUGAUGCCUGCAGGCUGCUUCUUCUUUCUGCUUCUCCUCACAGGUGGAAAGGCCUCCGAUUCAGAGCAACAAGUGCCUGAUGAUCAUGAACGUGAGUUUGAGGAGAUUCCAGGUGGAAAUACUUCCAGUUUAGAGUCUACAGAACUUCGUGGUAAUGAAACAGGUGAUAAACCCAAACGUAGCUAUAAGUGCAACUUCCAAGCUGUUAUAAACUACCUGAAACUGAUCGAAGACAAGCCUAAAUACACCAUGAGCCGGCCAGUUGAAGAUCACAGUACUGCUACACUGAUAUAUGUUUCCAUGGCGAUUUAUGCCAUCCUUGAUGUGAGAGAACGCGACCAGACUUUUGUUUCUUACGUAUGGAUUUGGUUGAAUUGGUACAAUGAGCACAUUUCUUGGAAUCCAUCUGACUUCUGUGGACUUGAACAUAUAACAGCCCCGACUGAAUUUUUGUGGAUGCCAGAUCUAACCAUUAAAGAGAUGACAGAGAAGGACAAAAUCCAUCCAAGUCCUUACCUCAAAAUUAACCAUGAUGGUGUGGUUGAAUAUCGGGAUGAUCAGGUGGUGGUCAGCACCUGCAAGAUGCAUAUUUUCAAAUUUCCCUUUGACACUCAGACAUGCAGUUUCUCCUUCAAGUCUGUCUUGUACUCUGAUAAAGAAGUGCAGAUACUCUUCAACCCAAACAGUAAAGAGCUCACGGAGUAUUCUCGUAAGGUGAUACAGACGCGGUAUGAAUGGCUGUUCGUCAGCUUGACUUCCGAAAACACAACCGAAGACUUGUAUUUUAUCAACCAAACUGCAAUUGUUUACUCUAUCACCAUGAAGAGGAGGGCUAUCCUCUACGUUGCCAACUUCUUGCUGCCUGUCUUCUUCUUCUUGUGUCUGGACUUGGCCUCCCUCCUGAUUUCCCACAGAGGAGGUGAGAAGCUCAGCUUCAAGGUCACUGUGCUGCUUGCUGUCACAGUGAUGCAGCUUAUUCUCAAUGAAAUUCUGCCUGCAUCAUCACACAGGAUCCCACUUAUAGCGACCUACUGCAUUGGGGUUUUUGGUAUGAUGCUGCUCAGCCUCAUGGAGACAAUUUUUGUGAUGUAUCUGAUGGAGAAAGACUUCCAAGACGAUGAGACUGACGGAGACCAAAGCCUGAAUGAGAUCCAUGAGGACAAACUGGACAAAGGCAACUUCCACAGCUGUUUCAGAGGAGUAAAGAAAUGUGUUCACUGUGCAUCUGUAAAUGAUGCAUCUGCUGAUGAAACAUCUGUGCCCAAAGAGGGCAGCAGCCAGCUGACGGAGGUGUCUCUUGCCUUGGAAAAGGUCUCAGAUGAGCUUGGAGAGAUCGACAGAAAAAUGAUUCAACUCAGCAGCAACAAGGAGGAGAAGUCCGGCUACUGGACCAGAAUGGCAAAAAAAAUCGACAAGGCUUUCUCUAUUAUAUAUGUCAUAUCUGCUUCUAUGUUUUUAGUUACCAUCUUUACAGUGUGGGCUACUUAAGAUGUUGAUGAGUAGUAAAGUCUGAAAAGAGGUUGAAUUCACCAUUCAUUUAACACUAGCAUUAACUAUUAUGUAGGAUUGCAGCCAUGAUUCGUAGAGACGUUGGUCUGGUGGGAGUGGCUUCGGACAGAGAGAGGAGAGCUGAAGGUGUCUUUGGUCUCGGAUAUUGUUCAGUUUAGUUCUAGUGUCAUUCUGGAAAGUUCUCUGUCCUAGUGUGUCUUUUGUGUUUUUACUUCCUCCCUUUGUCUCGCUUUCCCUCCUUUUUUGAUUGCCCCAACUGGUUUGACCUGUGUCUUCUUCCCUAUUUACUUGUCUGUGCAUAAUAGUCCUGCAUCUUUCUUUGUCCAUCACCAGUUUGUCUUGUUUGUCUUCCUGUUCAGUUCCCUCGUGUGUUCCAGCCUGAUUCCUUCCUUGUUCCUUAUGUGCUGCUAUUGUUCCAGAGGUUUGAGAACACUGUUUCCUGGUAUGUAACAUAAUCUGACAUCUUUCAUAGUUAUCCCAAAAGUUCCAUUUAAAACAUUCUGUCUUCACUUUUUAACUUAUAUUAACGUCAUUUGAAAUUACAGAUAUCAUUAAAACAUUCUUUGAACAUUGGAUUAAAAUGUUAUCUUUAAUAUAUCAUUAGAACUUGUAGGUAAUGUUAGCCAGUGUUAUCGGAACAUUCCCUGCUUGCCCUGGGAAUUGUGGCAACGCAUCUGACACAUAUACUCAUUAUUAAUCAUUAAAAAAAGCAAAAAACUUAAUCUUUCAAAUGCACAAUAACAUAUAUUUAGAAGUGUAAUUUAAUGGGAGUGUAGCUGUAUUAAGACUGGAAUUAAAUGCUCAACUAUACGAAUAUGGUCCAGUUAAAGGGUUAUUCCUUAUCUACAUUUGCAUCUGCGUUUAACAUAUGAAUGUAUUAUAAUGUAUCCAUGUGAUAGAUGAAAAAUCUUGAUAUCUCAUUCUUAAAACAUGCGUUAUUUGACUGUAACUUCACUCUUCUCUGUUUUAAUGUAGUAUACAUAAGUUUUGCAAUGUGCAUUUGUCUCCUAAUAAAAGCAUGAUUACAGCAAAGAAAAACUCCCUGGCA